Messenger RNA from Adineta ricciae, 9858 nucleotides. The record is from the annotation of a GenBank genome assembly. Lineage: Eukaryota; Metazoa; Rotifera; Eurotatoria; Adinetida; Adinetidae.
AUGGUGUUUAAGCAUUUGACCCUUCAUUUUCUCGAGAAGUAUCUGGGAGAAUACCUUGAGGAUUUAGAUACCAAAAAACUGAAAAUUGGAUUAUGGCAUGGGAAUGUGACGAUACGUAAUGUUCAUCUGAAAACGAAUCGAUUGGUAAAUACCAGCGAAGUAAAUCAUAUUUAUUUUGACGUUGAGUUUCAGGAUGAUUUCAAUCUUCCGAUUCGAAUCAAAACUGGCUAUCUCGAACAAUUAACGAUUCAUAUUCCAUGGAAACAUUUGCAUGUUCAUCCAACGCGAAUUUCUGUCCAGGGAUUUUACGUCCUCCUAGAACCUAAAACCGAUAUUAUCUACGACGCUCGAAAACAAGAAGAACAUGAGUAUCAAUCCAAAAUGAAACAAGUCAAAAAAGUUGAAAAGUAUCGUCUGAAGAGAGAGAAAACCGAAUAUUCCAACACGCAUAAUAAACACAGACAGACAUUUUUUCAACGUUUGAAAUUUCAUAUUCUUCGAAAUCUUGAGGUUUCUAUUGAAAACAUUUACAUUCAUUAUCAAGAUAAAUAUAUCAAACCUGGACAUCCAUUCACAUUCACUGUGAUACUCCAUUCGAUCAGGCUGACCAGAACCAAUUCCGAAUGGGAAGAUGUGCAUACGAAAGAACAUUCUAAGAUACUCUACAAAAUCGGCGAAUUGAAUCAUUUAUCAAUGAGUUGGAAUUCCGACGCGCAAUUCGAUGGCAAUUUAUCCAAGGAAGAUCUCAUCAACUAUCUCAAAGCAGAUAAUCUACAGCAAAAUUACAUUCUUCAACCAUUGCAUGCGUCAGCAAAGCUAGAAAUCGCCAGAAAAGCCGAGAAACAGCAUUUUCAACAACCUGUUCUGCAGAGCGAAGUUCUUUUUCAAGAAAUUAAUUUGAAUAUUACUCGAAAUCAAUAUUCGGACAUACUUGAUUUGCUCGAAUAUCACAAUUAUUAUGAUUUGAAAUCCAAAUACAUCAAGUACUAUACAUCGAUCGAUAUCUCUCAGCAUGAUAAACCGAGCCGACGACGAUGGAAAUUUGCUUAUAAUGUGAUUUUGAAUGAGCAAAUUCGUCCUCGACUUGCGUCCUAUCAGUGGAAAAACAUCAAAUUGCACUUAGAUCGAUCGAAGGAGUAUUAUAAUCUCUAUUAUCAGCAAUUAACGAAUCAUCUUCCUAAUGAACACAAGCAAUCUCUUGAAGAAUUAGAACGACAAAUGAAUGCGUUCAGUUUGAUUUAUGUCCGACGAAUUGCUCAAAUCAAAGCAAUGAAGAGAAAGUUAAUGAAAAAAGAAAGAACUCAAUGGGAUAAGCUAUCCAAUUGGUUUAAUCAUCAUCGUCACCGUCAUCGUCAUCAUUACGAGGAGUUGGAUUUUUCAUCGGAUACUGUUAUGUUAGAAGAAGAAAAGGACAAACUCUAUGAAGCGAUGGAAUAUCACGAUGAGCACAAUACAAUAGCUUAUCCACCGGAGUAUGUUGAUAUUAAUCUUGCGAUUCGAUUAAACGUGAUUACAGUCAAUAUUCUGUCAAAUAUUAACGAACAGAAUGCAGAGUUUCGAGUACUUAUCGGCGCAGCUUUAUCAAAUCUUGAUUUUGUGUAUAAACACCGUCCGGCUGCAAAUAAUUUUUCAUUUGAGGUCAAUGUCGAUACAUUUCAAAUAUUGGGCAAUUCAGCCGAAACGAAUCAAAUUAGUCUUAUUCAGUCGCACGAUAAAGUAAAUCAAUUGUUACAUAUCCAAUUUGCAACGAAUCCAGUCGAUCAAAACUGUGAUUAUCAUCUAAUUGCUCGUGCUAAAUCUCUUGAUUUAAUCUAUCAUACAAAAAUUACUGAAAAACUUAUGGAAUUCUUUCUUCCUGAGAAAGAAUAUCAUUUGGAAAAGAUAAAAGAAGCUGCAUAUUCAAUUUACACGGAUAUACAAAAGAAUACACAGUUUCUAUUCAGUGAAAAUCUGAAGAAAAUCAAAGCAUUAGAUCUAGACAUUGAUAUAGAGCCGUUAUUUAUUGUAUUGUUGGGAUGUGACGAGAAGUCAAAUCGGGUGGCAUCAAUUUGUCUAGAUUCAGGCCAUCUAACAUUCAAAGGUGGAGAAAAAUUUCGCCAAGAAAUACUUCAGCAUACUACAGAUAAUCAGCACCAGAAUAGUUCAUCCUUCAUUCCAUUGAAAUUUGCGCUUGAAAACACCAAGUUAGUGUAUUGCGAGAAAGAUUGGAAACAGGUACUUGAUGAAAAUAACUCUUCAUCGCAUAUUAUUCAACCAAUAGCAUUCACCUGUGAUAUUUACAAAUCAGUGUGCACAGAUCGUAUGGAUGAGCCCAUCUGGAAUAUUACUAGUGGUGUUUCGAGGGUGAUAUCUAAUCUAUCUGAUAAGCGUAUAUCAGAAAUAGUCAAAGUCUUUCAAUCUAUUCAACUGCCACAAACGCGAAGACCAUCAAACAAUCCAUAUAAAAUUCAAAAAUUGAAUUCAAAUGAUAAAAAAUAUAAACUUAGCGUAAAACAACUUUAUCGAGCCGUGGAAGAUAUUACAUCAGCGACAACAACUGUUUAUGAGGAGGGAACUCAACAGAAACAACUCGAACCACAUCGGCAAUUAACUGAAAUUCAGCUCUAUUUCCAGAUUCCUUCCAUCAAUUUAUACCUGAAUCAAUGUUCAACAGAUGUAAGUGAGCCAUUGAUGGAAAUCGUAUUGACAUCAAUCGUUACUGAAGCAAAAAUGAAAACUUACGAUAUUGAAUUUGAUUUGUCACUUCAAGAUGUAACUAUCAUUCAUCAACAGUUCAAAACAGAGGAUAAUAAGAAAUUUUCGCUGUUGAGCAAGCAACAUCAAAAUAAAACUUUUACAAUCGCUGGAUUACUAACAUCGGUUGAUAAUCCAUUAUUUUCAGCGGCUCCUUAUAAUUCAAUUGAGAAUCAAAUCUCGAUUACUAUGAGUCAACUCAUCUUAAAUAUUCAAUUAGAAAUAAUCCAGUCAAUUCUGAUGUUUAAAAAUAACAUUUCUAAGCAAUUAGUAUUCAAGCCGUCAACUAAAACACAAUCUGAAACUAUUACAACUGAUACGAAAACGGUUCAACGUUCUGAUUCACAAUCAUUUAAGAUAGUAUUCAACAAUGAAGAAUUUGGUAUUCUGAUUGGGAAUGAAUCCUCUCAAUUAUUUUAUAUGGCAUUGAAAACCAUACAGGCUAGUUUCUGUCGCACACGAGUGAAAAUGAUGGGUCACUUCAUUAUACAUGACUUCGUUCUUCUCGAUCCAUCAAAUCAAUGUCGAUUUGAUGCAAUUGUUUCAAAAGAAAAUAAUCAGAAUAAUUUGCUCUCACUAGAUUUCUCAUUAUUCAAUUAUUCCGAAAAUCGCUCUCCUCCAAUAGACUCAUACGUUAAAGGUCGUUUGGAUAAACUCAAUAUAGUUCUUCUUUAUAAACAUAUUCAACUUCUUUUAACUAUUAUUCAAUCCUUUAAUCAGAAUACUUCAAAGCGAAAGAAAGUUUCUCGAACGAAACAACAAUCUUCAUCUUCGCACAGUCGAUUNAAUUUGCUCUCACUAGAUUUCUCAUUAUUCAAUUAUUCCGAAAAUCGCUCUCCUCCAAUAGACUCAUACGUUAAAGGUCGUUUGGAUAAACUCAAUAUAGUUCUUCUUUAUAAACAUAUUCAACUUCUUUUAACUAUUAUUCAAUCCUUUAAUCAGAAUACUUCAAAGCGAAAGAAAGUUUCUCGAACGAAACAACAAUCUUCAUCUUCGCACAGUCGAUUUUCAAAACUUCAUUUUCAAAUCGAAUUGCUGGGACCAAGACUAUUCAUACCCAAGCAUUCAUAUUCCUUUGAAGCUAUACUGGUUGAUUUCGGACAAAUAGCAUUGAAAACUGCCUCGCCGAAGGAUGAAACAUACGUCCUCGCCUUUAAAAAUUUAUCAAUCAAUCGUGUGAAAAUGAAUAAUAAUAAUCAAGUUAUUGAAACAUUCCAUUUAUCCGAAUGCUCAUCAUUGAAUACAUUUAUCAACUAUUGCUCGAAUGUGGAAAAUAUUCAAUCGGAACAAACGAUGCUGUCGAUAAAAAUACAGUGGAAUCAGUUGGAUUUCACAAUUGCUAAAGAUGAUUAUCUAUUUCUGAUACAAAUGAUCAAAGGAAAUUUUACCGAAAAGAUUUCUAGCGGUGCGCCUCCGAAAGAACAGAGGAAAGGAAAUAACGAACAAUCAAAUGUAAAUAACAAGAAAGUGUAUCAAUUACUCAUGAUCGACGUCCUAACGAAACGAGCUAGUUUGACGCUUUGCAAAGAUCAUAUGUCAACACCUGAUUCGAAAUUGCUUUGUUUCAAUCUUAGUGACCUUCAGUUAGAUUUUCAGUUGGCAUCAAAUGCAACUUAUCGAGGAGAAAUACAUUUACACACUCUGUUUGCCGACGGUUUGUGUCAACCUAAUUCUCAAAACUCCAUUUCACGUUUAAUAGAUCGAAAGUUUGAUCUAGAACAAAAUGCUCCAAUUUUAAGUCUGAGUGCAUCAUCCGAACAAUCGACUAUCGACAGUCGGUCGAUGUCUCUGCGAAGAAUAUUUUCGAUAAACGGACAAAUUCAAAGCAUCUACAUUGGCAUUAGUGUUACAUACUUACUUGCUUUGAAAGACUUCUUCAUCAUAGAUCCAUCAACAGCAGAAGGAGCACCAUAUCCUCUUGAAACAACUGCUCAUCAAUCGAAAUUACAGAAUAUACCAACUCCUGCUAAGCACACAUCAAACUCUAAUUCAAUAGAACAGGACCUGUGUACAAAUGACGAUUUACAAACAGUUGCCAAUAACCAACAUAAAGAAUCUUCUGUUGAAUUAAACAUCUCUUUUACUAUGCAACCGUGUCAAUUCAUUUUUAUUGAAGAUGAAAAGAACAAUCAUUCGAAUUGCCUUGUUGCCGAAUUACCUGUCGUGUUCAAAAUGACCAGUCUGAGUGGAACUCAGAAAAUCGCUGGUUCAACAAAAGAUCUGCUCGUUUAUGCUUCUAAUUUUGACGAAUUAAGACAGUCAGGAGCCAUCAAAUAUCGUAUAUUGAAACCAUGUGAGAUUUCUCUAUCUGUUGCAAUAACAGCUGCUGAACAAAUUAUCGAUGUUCAUAUCGGAGAUAUCUCUAUUGAUGUCAAUCCGAUGUUAAUUCGUGCCAUCAUUUCGAUUGUGAAAUCGUUGAACAAACAACAAGCAACUAUGAAACAGGAGAAGGACAAAUUCGAUUCAAAAACGCUAUUCGAUCCCAAACCAUUCAAAGAUUCGAAUUUUUGGUUCAUCCAAGAUUCUCAAGAAAAAGAAAACAGAUUGGAACAGACAGAUAUAUUAGAAAUAGCAACAGGAUCACCACUACGAAAGAAACAACGUGUUCGGCAAAAAAAUAAAAAACCAUCGACCAAGCUCAUGCAUCAGCAGUUUACUGCCGAUCUCAACAUUGUGGAAGUUAAGUUUCAACUCGGCACUGGAUCAACCACACGCCCUGUCAUAGCUCUAUGCCUGUCAAAAAUAUACGCACAAUUCCAAGAUUGGUCAUCCAAUCUAUCUGUUUCUUCAUCGAUUCAAAUUGAAUUAGCUUUAUUCAACGAUCAUCUACUUGCUUGGGAACCAUUGAUCGAACCAAUUGUUGAUCCACGCGGUCAAAUUGUAUCGCCUUGGUCAAUCAAAUGCCAUACUAAACAUGAUGACGAAAUUGAUGAAAUCGAACUCGAGACAUUGCUUAAUGAAGAAAAAUCGUUAAACUGCAAAGCUGAAAGUGAACGUCUGACACAUUUUGACAUACAGAAUACUGUAUUCAUUCGAGCGGAUCAUUUAUUGAAUGUCACUCUGACGAAGACAAGUAUCAUCCUUGCUCAACAUCUAUUCACAAUGUUAGGUGACGUAUAUAAGAACGAAUAUGCAGCGAUAGAACAUGAUGAUCGAUCGAUCUUGUCAAUACACAAUCAAACCGGUUAUCACAUUAGUAUUGGAAAAUUUAUUGGUAUCAAAUUCAUUGAAAAUAAUCAUUCGGAUGAAGAUGUUUAUCUGCGUGACAAAGAAUCGAUUAAAUUAACUGUAUCUGCUGAUCGUCUCAGUGCAACUCAUCUCCCAGCUAUUUCUGAGCAAAUCGACAAACGAAAACAGGAAUUUUCUGUUGAAAUUGAAGGUAAAAUAAUUCAAAUAGACAUCAAUCAAACCUGGAGACGAGUCUAUGAGAUCGAUGCGUCGUCAAUACCAAAUUGGCCAAUUCAGUUACUUUGCGACUCACAGAUUCACGAAGAUCGUCGACGAAUUGUUCUCAGCUCGAUUAUCAAAGUAACCAACCUAACAAUAAUGCCUUUAAUUCUUCUGGAUCCAGAGACAGUUGAAACAAAGAAAUUUCACCGUAUAGCUCGCAUCGAUGUCAAUCAAGAAUUCUAUGUGCCCAUUCAAUUUCUGUAUCUUCGAAUGAGCCCACGCUUAUAUUUUACGAUUGAUACUGAUGAUUCUAACGAUGAAGUCUAUGAUUUUAUGUCGUUUGAAUGGGCAAUUGAACCAAGCAGUGAUCGAGUGCUGAAACGACCGGACGGCAGUCAAGUUAAUUAUGUGAUACAUAAGGAAUCGAUUGAAGCCUAUUCAGAGAACACUGAUGAACCUAUUCGUAAUUCAUUCAACAUCUGUGUUCAAUUAGCUCUUCAUCUAAUUAACUUUCUACCAAUACUUAUUCAAUGUCGAAUCGACAAUUCUAACCAGAUCGAAUUGAGACCAAGUGAAUUAUGUCACGUGCCAAUUGGAAAUAAAAAAUCCGUCCUCGUUUUCAUAAUUCCCUCCUACAAGAAUACCAAAUGGAUAUCCGAAUCGGUCGACCUGAAGAACGAAGGUGAUGGAAAUCACAAUGAACAUCUGAUCAUAUUUCAUGACGAUACACCAAAUCAAAUCUUAAGAAUGAUAUUGCGUGUUGAAAUCUGUCGUCAUUCAUAUCGCGCUUCGUUCUAUUGUCCAUACUGGAUUGUAAAUACAACUGAUCUCCAAUUCCAAAUCAAGAUUGAACAUGAGAAAAUCUUUAUUGAUGAAACCGAUCAAACACAUCUUGUCUGUCCACGAAAGAUUCACGGUGAAUCGCAUAAAAAGAAAGCACACAUUCGUUUGUAUGAUGACAAAGAAGAUGAAAGUAUUUCUCAUUGGUCCGAAAGUUUCUCCAUCAAUGUUAUCAAAAGUACUGGUAUGACCACUUGUAAAGUUUCGAAUGAUCGACUUUAUACAGUUUGUAUCAACAUUGAAACCUGUUCGUUCGGUAUGUCGAAAAUCAUCACCAUUGCUCCAUCAAUAUUCGUUAUCAACAAUUCAUCCAUCGAACUUGAAAUUAUCGAAAUGUUGAAUGGUAACGAACAAGAUAAAUGGAAAUCUCUCAAAGCUGAACAAGUAAUUCCAUUUUGGCCACACCAGAUAAAAGACGACAUGCUGUGCGUACGUUAUGUACACAAUCAAGAAGCAUUGGCGUGUAUUCCGAUCAGUAAUAAAUAUCGAACGUUAUUGCGUAUGAACGAUGAACGGUAUCCGGCGAUCGAUGUUCAAAUUCAUAUAACAGAUUUCGAUGGAUAUCGAAUUGUUUUUUCGGAUUAUAAGACAGGAGAUGCGCCAAUUUUGCUUGUGAAUACGUUAAUUGACCAGUCGAUUACAUUUUCUCAAAAAGGAGAUUCACAAGCACAGGUAUUACCAUCUCAACAUUAUCUCUAUUACACUUGGAAUGAUCCGUUCAAGCCAUAUGAAUUAACCAUUUCUGCCGAUACGGAAAGUGUAACAAUCGAACUUCAUCCAACCUAUGGCGUGUUAGACCAAAAGAUUCAUUACGCCGUAUUUCACGAUGGUCCACAAACUGUUCUGUUAUUCUCUUCUGAUACAUCCAUCAUUGAAUCAGUAACUGAUACUUCACUUGUGGAAGAGCCAAUUCGCAAUUACAUCCAGUUAAUUGUUCAUAGUAUUGGCGUAUCGAUCAUCAAUGACAUCACUCGCGAUGAUUUAUUAUAUGUAACAAUCAAUCCAUCUAAAGAUAUCUGGACAACAAAGCAUAAAUACGACCUCGAACCUGUUCCAGCGCCGCUUAAUCUCCAUUUAGAGGAAAACUAUACAACGUAUAUCAAACAUCGAUAUGAUCAACAUCCAAUCAGAAGGGAAAUCCGUGAAGAUCGAUACACAAUCGAUAAUAAUCUCGUUGUCUCAUUCGAUGAAAAUAUUGGUGAAGUAAGCGAUGAACACGGUCGUUCCGUUCAUGUUAUACGUCAGAAACUUGAUGCACUGUGGAUUGGUUACGCAUGGUCCAAAAGUAAUGUUAUCGUUCAUGCACGAGUUCAACAUAUUCAAGCUGAUAACCAACUGAGUUGUACACUAUUUCCAACGCUCGUUUAUCCGAUUGCUUCGAAAACAAAUGCGAUAACAUAUCUAAGUGACAAACCAUUGAUUGAAUUGAGUUUGUUCAAAAGUCAAUCGAUCAGAUCGAAUACGAUUGAUAUAAGAUAUUUUAAAAUAUUAAUCCAAGAAUUCGCUCUUUGUGCUGAUCAAGGUUUUAUCUUAGCUUUAUUUGAAUUUUUCAAGCUCAAUCAGAAUCCUCUUCCACCUAAGAUUAACAUGAACCGAGACAUCACUCUUCUACACAAACCCCUGGAAUCUUUCGUCAAAGCUGAUACAUACAAAUCGUCAUCUGAGACCCUCAUCUACUUCGAUCAUCUGCAUUUAUCUCCUUUAAAAAUUCACGUUAGUUUUACAAUGCACGGUUCGAAGCCAGAUAAACAACUACUUGCCGAGUAUCCACUAGCCGACUUUCUCUUGCAAAUUUUAAAUCUUGCCGAAGUUCAAGAUGUAACGUUGAAAUUGAAUUUUUAUGAGCGACAAAAUGAUCGGUACACGAUUGAAAAACUACGAAAGGAGAUUUUCAAACAUUAUGAACAUCAAUUUUUCGAACAAAUUCAUGUGGUGAUUCUCGGUCUUGAUGUUUUGGGCAAUCCAUUUGGGAUGAUCCGAGGAGUUGCACAUGGCGUUGAAUCCUUCUUCUAUGAGCCCUAUGAAGGCGCUAUGGCAGGUUCAAAAGAGUUCAUCCUCGGAGUUCGGCAUGGUACCCGCAAAUUAGUGGGCUCAGUCAUUGGUGGAACUGCCGGUGCUCUUUCGAAAGUUACCGAUGCAGCCAGUAAAAGUUUAGCAACAUUAACAUUCGAUAAAGAAUAUAAGAAUAUUCGAAUCAAGCGAAAGGAACUAGAUGGAACAACAUCUUCACAUAUUCUCUCAAGUGGAAGACAUACUGCUAGGGAUAUCGUGACAAGUGUCAAAGAUCUUGUUAAGAAACCAAUUGAAGGUGCGAAGGAACAUGGGCAUGAAGGUUUUGCUAAGGGCGUGGGAAAGAGUAUGAUUGGUCUUGUUGCUAAACCAACGAGUGGAGUUGCUGAUUUGACCAGUACAUCAUUAAAUUCGUUGAAAAGAGCUGCAACGCAUGAACAAGUCAUUCGUCGUAUUCGCCCACCACGGCAUAUUGGUCGUGAUGGAAUUGUCCGUCCGUCGAUUGCACACGAAAAAUUAGGAAAUUUUAUGUUUGAUAACAUCGAUUUCGAAAAUUCAGAAGAUUAUCUUGCACAUAUUCGUUGCUUUGAUCAGCUGGAAAGUUAUUUCUUCGCAACAACAAAACGAAUUUUAUUGAUGAACGAAACGUUUUCAUCAACGAGAGUUUAUGAGAUAACAUGGACAUGUUAUUAUAAACAAAUUAAAAAUUUACCUCAAGUGAAAUUCAACCCGAAUCAUAUUGAAAUCAAUUAUCGAGAUAUUAACAAGCUUCACAUGACGAAACACGAUGAAGUGCACACGAAAUUAGUUCCGUACCAGAUGGUCGGCGAAGCUCGGUAUAUCGUCGAUAGAAUCAUCGAAACGAUGCAUACAUUACAAGUUUAA